Molecule: messenger RNA, 1784 nt
Organism: Pyrus x bretschneideri (Chinese white pear)
Lineage: Eukaryota; Viridiplantae; Streptophyta; Magnoliopsida; Rosales; Rosaceae
Product: peroxidase 29-like
Exons: 3
Coding region: 658-1632 (324 amino acids)
Biological process (GO): response to oxidative stress; hydrogen peroxide catabolic process
Molecular function (GO): peroxidase activity; heme binding
Source: RefSeq, a predicted model, not a curated record
UAUUUGUCCCCUGAUUCAGGAAACUCUUCCUCUCUUGCAUUAUUGUAAUAUUUUUAAAUUUGUUGUAAAAUUGACGGUGUGUGCAGUGGAAUAAAUAAACAAAACACAAAAUUUACGAGGUUUCUCUACAGUCAGUGUGACUGGAGUACGUCCUCGGAGCAGCAAUGGUGCUUUCAUUUAUAAUCUGAAGUAAAAAGAUUACAAAAAUAACUCUCUAUUCUCUCCUCUCUUUUUCUUCUCUCUGCCAUGAGCCUUGUGGCUUCUCUCUUCUUCCUCCCUUCUUCCUUCUUUAUUUUCUCUCUUUUCAGCUGUAAGGUUUUGUGUUUUUGUGUAUGAUUUUAUAUGGAAUGAUAAGGCAGCAAGUGGAUUAGUAAACAAACAUGUAGAGUUGUAGUGGGUUGGCCACCUACACAUUGAAUGACUUAUAAGAUUACAACAAAAAUCUCAUUCUAGAAGAAAAUAAAAGCAACUGAAGUCCUACAAGUUCAUAAUUGCAUCAACAUAUGAAAGAAAAAAAAUAAAGAAAUAUUUGAUCUCUCUCUCUCUCUCUCUUUAAGUUCAACUACUGGCUACUGGGGGGUGCCAGACAGAGUUCUGAGUUUUCAAACGGUCGGUCACAGCAGCAGUGAUUUAAUAGUACUGCAGCCGGUCAUCACAAUGAAUCUGAGAGCUAUAGUUGUAGGAAUAUCUCUGUUUGUUUUCAGCAUUUGGGUUGAAGGGCAAGGCCUUUCUUAUAAUUUCUAUGAGAAUUCAUGCCCACAAGUUGAAGCCAUUGUUAGAGCUGCCAUCCAGCCUACUUUUCUCCCUGAUCCUACUUCUCCUGCUGCUUUUCUGAGGCUCAUGUUCCAUGAUUGCCAAGUUCAGGGCUGUGAUGCUUCAAUUCUUGUGGAUCCGAAUGCGAACAUUGUGCCAUCAGAGAUGGCCGCAGGGAAAAACUUCGGCAUCCGAAAGAGGGAGUCGAUAAACAUUCUUAAAUCAAUGGUUGAAUUACAAUGUCCCCAACAGGUAUCUUGUGCUGACAUUCUUGUGUUGGCGGCUCGAGAAGCUGUGGUUGUGUCAGGAGGGCCACAAAUAAAGGUUGCAUUGGGAAGGAGAGAUUCCCCUUUUGCUCCAAGCUACAAGCUUGCAGAUUCCUUGCUUCCUUCUCCCACUAUUGGAGUUGAUGGCAUGCUUCAAUUAUUUGCAAAAAAAGGAAUGACAGUUGAAGAAUCUGUGGCCAUCAUGGGUGCACACACGCUAGGAGUCACGCACUGUUUGAACAUCCUAAAUCGUCUGAACCAAGCAGACGAAGGCGGCCAAGUACAAGGCAUGACUCCUGGGUUUGAAGCGUUCUUAAGGCUCAACUGUCCACAAGGUUCUCUGACAUCAAAUACAAGCUUUGUUCUUAAUGACCCCACAACACUUAUAUUUGACAACCACUACUACAAUCAUGUGAUUGGAGGCCAUGGGAUUCUUAGAAUUGAUGCUGAAAUGGUAAUGGACCCGCGCACGGCUAUGGUUGUCGAGCGUUUUGCUGCGAAUCAGGAUGAUUUCUUUCAGGCAUUUUCUUCUGCCUUUGUCAAGCUCUCCAACUCAGGUGUUUUAACUGGGAAUCAAGGCGUUGUUAGAAAGAGUUGCAAUGCAAUAGACUGAAGAGUCAGAUGCGUUUGUAAAUUGCCAUACCAUUUUUACCGUAUAUUUCGGUUUAGUACUGUUACUUAUUUACAUGAUUCGAUUCAUGUUGAUUGUUGAAUGCGAAUCUUCAGUGUUUAUUCAAACUUCAGAUCAAGAAGAUAUAUUUCUUA